Molecule: messenger RNA, 2219 nt
Organism: Astrephomene gubernaculifera
Lineage: Eukaryota; Viridiplantae; Chlorophyta; Chlorophyceae; Chlamydomonadales; Astrephomenaceae
Source: the annotation of a GenBank genome assembly
CAUACGUUCAGCAGGGCGUCAAGCCCACCUUCUUAAUACACAUCGCUGUUGGGGAUCGACCACGUGCUGAGGCCGCGGUCGUCACAUAGCAAAUGGCACGAAGUGCCGUUGUCGGGCUUGUCGCCCUUCUGGCCGCCCUUGCUGUGGCUCAGGGUGCUCGCCAAGGGAUUGAGAGGGUAGUUGCCAAGCCGCAAAGCCGCGCGUCAGCGGGUGCAGAGCCCACAAAGUAUAAGAAUACCAAACCCCUAAUUGGCGUCUUGACGCAGCCAUGCCACGAUUGCCCCGGGAAGUCCUACAUCGCAGCAGGCUAUGUGAAGUGGAUUGAGAUGGGCGGCGGCCGCGCUGUGCCUGUUAGGUUUUAUGCCUCGGAUUCAGAACUGCGCCGUCUGUUCAAGUCGCUGAACGGCCUGGUGUUCCCGGGUGGUCUCACGUGGUUGUGGCUCGACUCUCCGUACGUUAUUGCGGCUCGGAAGCUCUUCAACUGGGCCCUGGAGGCUAACGAUGCUGGGGAUUCUUUCCCGAUCCACGGCACCUGCCUGGGCUUCCAGCUGCUGCACAUCCUGGCCUCCAACGUCUCCCGCAACGAUUUGCUGGUGGACACCGACUCCGUGGCGCACCCUACCACCCUCAUCUGGCAGCAGGCGGCCAACACCAGCAGGCUGUUCGGGGGGCUGCCGGUCGACCUGUACGACAAGCUUGCCGACCCGCAGUACAACAUCGCGCUCCAGAACCACAUGUACGGCAUCCCGCCCUCCUACUACGAGCGCUUCCCGGUGCUGGGCCAGUGGUACAAGCCGCUGAGCACCACCAAGGACCGCAACGGCUUGGAGUACGUGAGCACCAUGGAGGGAGUCAAGUACCCCUUCUUCGGCACCCAGUGGCACCCCGAGAAGCCGCCGUUCGAGUUCGGCAUGGAGGAGGUGCCGCACAGCCUGGACGCCAUCCGCGUCAGCCAGCACCUGUCCAACGUCUUCAUGGAGGCGGCGCGCCAGUCCUCGCACACGCCCGAGUCCAAAGAGGAGGAGCUGGCCAUGGAGAUUUACAGCACCGCACCCAUCUUCUCAGCGCGCUUCGAGGUGAUGGACGAGGAGAACUACGACGGCCCCGACAUCACCUACUACUUUGACACCCCCGACAAGCCGCCGCACGGCCCUGAUGAUGAUGAGGGCGAGGACAGCGGACCCAAGCACGACGAGGAUGGGGAGCGGCUGGAGGAGGAGGAGCAGGAGCACCACAAGCAUGAGGAGCACGAGGAGCAUGAUGAUGAUGAUGAGGAGGAGGAGGAGCACCACAAGGACAGGCAUGAGCACGAGGAGCACGAGAAGAAGCACGACAAGGAUGAUGAUGAUGACGAGGAGGAGGAGGAGGAGGAGGACAGGAAGAUGGCGCUGCACAAGCGUUUCUGGAGCACUCAGAAGGGCUUCUUCUAAAAGGCUGCCUUUCGGUUUCGGUUUCCUUUCGGUUGGGUUCCGUUCGUACAUGUGCUGAACCGCUGAUUGGGUAAGAGUGUUCGCGGAGUAUUGUCAGGGAGUAGCCUAAGAGGGGUGAAGCUGACAUGCACCAGCAUUCAGGUCGAACCGCAGUACCGCUGUGAUGACGCUUCAGCUAUACACGGGUGGCAUUCAUGCUUUAACCACGAAAAUGGGCUGUGUGGACUGCCAGGAUGGGGCAGUGAUGAAAGUCGGACUGGAAUCCAAGUGAGGGCCCACGGUCUUCUUUGGUGCCUGUUUGCGAAUCCUAAACCAUAUGCACACGUACCCUUGCACACGACCUGCGCUGGAGCGGACAUGGAUGGAGAAGGCGGGAAAGUUUUGCACGCGGUCUUGCUGAUCCGGGUUUCCGAAUCCCCAUGCUUCCUUGGUUUGUGGGGUCCUCAGCGCCUUUGCUAACGUUAUGGAUGGCGACGGCAGGGUGAUGGUGUUCGGAUGUGUUGGAGCGUUCGUGUCCGGUCUUGUGCUUUUGCAUGAUCUACGGGCACGCCUGGCAGCAGGUUCCCACGUGUUGCGCUUGCCUGCUACAGAGCUUACCAGCUGUGACAUCGCUGGACAGCAUUGCAUGCUAGAAUUGAAGCGUUUGAAGGGUCAAACAGCGCUGUAAUGGCAAGAGGAUGGUUACACGGCAGGAUAGAGACCCUGCUGUUGAGGUGCAUGGUUAGGCGCUCUGUCCGCAAAGCAAGGGCUACUCCUCCCAGACUACGUGUUGGGCGGUACUGCCAAUUA